This is a messenger RNA of Trachemys scripta elegans, 961 nucleotides long. RefSeq names its product zinc finger FYVE-type containing 27 (gene ZFYVE27). Gene Ontology annotation, cellular component: growth cone membrane; endoplasmic reticulum tubular network. Bases 168 to 872 code for a protein of 234 amino acids. The transcript has 7 exons. The record is from RefSeq and is a predicted model, not a curated record. Lineage: Eukaryota; Metazoa; Chordata; Testudines; Emydidae. Gene Ontology annotation, biological process: endoplasmic reticulum tubular network formation; neurotrophin TRK receptor signaling pathway; vesicle-mediated transport.
UGUCCUGGGGUCACGUGCUGAGGAAGCGGCGCUCCCAGGGCCGGCCCCGGCCCCAGCAGCGGAGUGUGCGGGCCCGGCGCGGGCCCGGCCCGGGGGCUGCGGGCAGCAGGGCAGCGCGUCCCCUCGGCCGUGGGGCUGGCAGGGAGGGUCUGACCCCUGUGUGCAGCAUGCAGGAGACGGAGCGCGAGGCUGCGGGGCAGGCACUGGAGGGGGGCCCGGCCCUGCCCGACGCCCAGAUGGAGUCGCUCGCCCCCCCCAAGUCCCCGGCCUUCGACCUCUUCAGCCUGGUCCUGUCCUCCAAGCGGCUGGAGAUGUACCUGGAGCCCCUGCAGGACGCCUGGGAGGGGGUCCGCUUCCUGCUAAGGUGGCAGAUGCCCCUGUGCUCGCUGCUCACCUGCCUGGGCCUCAACUUCCUGCUGCUCACCCUGACUGAAGCUGCCUGGUUCUCGCUGUGCGCCCUGCUGGUCCUGCUACCCGCCCUGCUGGGCUACCUGCGGGAGACAUGCCGGGUCCGCCGGCCGGAGUCGGAGCUGGUGCGCCAGAGGUACCACAGCGUGCGGCGUGAGGACGUGCAGCAGGUGCGGCUGGCGCGGCACGAAGCCGUCGCUGAGGUGAAGAGAUUCCUGAUCCACCUGGAGGGCUUCCUGAGUUGGCUGUGCUGUGCCUGCGAGGGGGCGUACCGCGUGCUGCACUGGGAGACCCCCGCCUUGUCGUCCCAGUUCUAUGGGGCGCUGCUGGGCUCCCUCUGUGUCCUGUACCUGCUGCCCCUCUGCUGGGUCCUCGCCCUGCUCAACAGCACCCUCUUCCUGGGGAACGCCGAGUUCUACCGAGGGGGUGAUGCCGCAGCCUGGCACCCAACGAGGCCGAUGUGAGGGCAGUGGCUGGCUCUGGGCUCAGACCGCCAACGCUCCAGUCGCCAUCCUGUCCCCUCUGCCGAGCUAUGGACUCGCUUGGCCCCUCA